AUGCCCCCUAGCACUGGAGAAGGUUGUCGACCUCCUGGGGAGCCCUCUGUCCAGUUUAACCGGUCUCUCGAGCCUCCCUCGUCCGUGGAGGACUACAGCCGGGUCAUGCUGGAAUACACCCAACGUCGGAUGGCAGGUUUUGUCGACCUGGACGACGACAAGGGAGGUCAUGCUACUCACAGCAGUCGCAGCAGCCAGACCAGCGGCAACAGCGGCACCUCAACCAGCGGCUUUAUGGCCCGCCAGGCUUCCGGUCCGACCAGUGCCGUUGGAGCCCAUGAUAUCUCGGAAGCUGGCAGACGCCAGUCCAGCACGAACUCGUCUCAGUCGUCCUUUUGA
Aspergillus heteromorphus CBS 117.55 is the source of this 339-nucleotide messenger RNA. RefSeq lists its product as uncharacterized. The transcript has a single exon. Bases 1 to 339 code for a protein of 112 amino acids. Lineage: Eukaryota; Fungi; Ascomycota; Eurotiomycetes; Eurotiales; Aspergillaceae. The record is from RefSeq and is a predicted model, not a curated record.